Camellia sinensis is the source of this 792-nucleotide messenger RNA. The record is from RefSeq and is a predicted model, not a curated record. NCBI's taxonomy places the organism in Eukaryota, Viridiplantae, Streptophyta, Magnoliopsida, Ericales, Theaceae.
ACUAAAAACAAUUUGAGAGGAAAGUUACUAAUCUUGCAGGUUUUGAUUGGAUGUGAUGGAGCAAAUUCGGUGGUAGCUGACUUCCUCGAGUUAAAACCCCCAAAAGCAUUUCCCCUGUCUACUGUGAGAGGUUUGACGAAGUAUCCAACUGGUCAUGCAUUUGCCCAUGAAUUUGUCCGAAUGAGAAGGAACAACAUUAUGGUAGGAAGAGUUCCAAUUGAUGAUAAGUCAGUCAACUGGAUGGUGGGUCAACAAUCCACUCCUAAAGAUGUCAGGGCGUUACAAAAUCCAGACCUUAUUAGACAGUCAACCCUACCCUUAAUCGAUGGUUUCCCACCUGAAAUUCAACAAAUGAUUGAAGACAGUGACGUAGAAUCAUUAUCUCUCACGCGCUUGAGAUAUCGUGCUCCAUGGGACUUGCUAUUGGGAAAUUUUCGAAAAGGAACAGUAACAGUAGCUGGGGAUGCAAUGCAUGUUAUGGGUCCAUUCCUUGGACAAGGUGGUUCGGCAGGUUUGGAAGAUGCUAUUGUUCUCGCUAGAUGUUUGUAUCAGAAACUUAGUGAAGUCGAUCAAAUCCAAAGCCGAAGUCAGAUGAUGAUGCAUAAAGUUGGAGAAGCAAUGGAUCAGUAUGUGAAAGAGCGGAGGAUGAGGGUGGUGCGAUUGUCGAUGCAAACUUAUCUCACUGGUUUGCUAGUGGGACCUUCAUCAAUGUUGGUGAAAUUGGCUUGUAUUGUUUUGAUGGUUGUUUUCUUUCGUAACCAAAAUGAUCAUACUAGGUAUGUGUGUGGGUAA